Aricia agestis (brown argus) is the source of this 623-nucleotide messenger RNA. RefSeq names its product ubiquitin-40S ribosomal protein S27a (gene RpS27A). NCBI's taxonomy places the organism in Eukaryota, Metazoa, Arthropoda, Insecta, Lepidoptera, Lycaenidae. Gene Ontology annotation, biological process: translation; protein ubiquitination; modification-dependent protein catabolic process. The record is from RefSeq and is a predicted model, not a curated record. The transcript has 4 exons. Gene Ontology annotation, cellular component: ribosome; nucleus; cytoplasm. Gene Ontology annotation, molecular function: ubiquitin protein ligase binding; structural constituent of ribosome; protein tag activity. The coding region runs from base 82 to 549 and encodes 155 amino acids.
AUCUGUGGUUUUGACAGUUUUGACUUUUGACACUAGAACUUCCUUUUCCUUGUGGCAUGGUGACGGCGUAAGGUUGCCAAGAUGCAGAUUUUCGUGAAGACCCUAACGGGGAAAACCAUCACCCUCGAGGUUGAACCCUCGGACACUAUCGAGAAUGUCAAGGCCAAGAUCCAAGACAAAGAGGGGAUCCCCCCAGACCAGCAGAGAUUGAUCUUCGCUGGCAAGCAGUUGGAGGAUGGCAGAACACUCUCCGACUACAACAUCCAGAAGGAAUCCACACUCCACCUGGUGCUGAGGCUCCGUGGUGGUGCCAAGAAACGCAAGAAGAAGAAUUACUCCACACCCAAGAAGAUCAAGCACAAGAAGAAGAAGGUCAAACUAGCUGUACUCAGAUUCUACAAGGUUGACGAGAACGGCAAGAUCCACCGUCUCCGUCGCGAGUGCACGGGCGAGCAGUGCGGCGCCGGUGUGUUCAUGGCCGUCAUGGACGACAGGCACUACUGCGGCAAGUGUCACAGCACCAUGGUGUUCAAGGACGACGACAAAUGAACCCCCCUAGUCUAAGACAAACUCGGACCGCUGUGUAUGAUGGAUUGAAUAAAUCUUGACACAGUGUCAGAGUU